CUUAAAGGCAACAAUGACAUUAAGUGUCUGCAGCAAGCAUCAGUCAUUUGAAUUGCAAUAAUGUUUGUACCUACUGUGAAAAUACAGGUAGGCAUUUUUGUUGUCUGAGAACAUUGUACCAUAACCUACCACAAAACAUAAACAUUUGAAUAUAGUAAUUAGAAUUUUUUUCUGUCUGUAGAAUUAUUACUAACACAUUAUUACAAACCUUUAUUAUUACAAAGAAGUGAAUGUGCUAGCUAGUAUGGCUCUUAGGAGAGAUUAGGCAAAUGUAGGUGUCAAUGAGUACUACGGGCAGUAGGACCACAGGGAUGGCAGUAGAGUGAAAUAGAGACAAAGGGUGAAAUUAAGUUUCAAUAUUGUCUGUAUCAAACUAUUAAAGAUAGCUUUCGCUUUAAGUCUCCAUAUGACACACUCGUCUGAUUGGUCAGGUAGGCGGGCCUUCUGUGUCUCGCAAUCAAUGAACAAACCGCUUCACUUUCACAGGCCCAUAGAUUAAUCUCAUUGGCUCUGCGAACAGACGGACACCAAGGAAGGUAGUUUGAAUUUUGUUGAUCCACGGUACCGUACAUGCGUGCAGACCAUAAAGUACAUUCUACUACUAUAAUAUUACUGUACUGAUAAUAUUUGGUGCAUGGUUAAGUAAAGGAUAUUCACAUACGAGUUUUAUUAGCAGUCUGUUGACACUGUUUUUAACUAGUAUUGGAGGAUGCCCCGCCGCGAUCUUGACACUUCCACUGCAAGUCGACGCAAGGGCAAGGCACCAAAGCGUCGGCCUCCAGUCCCAGCCCUGCCCGCUUCACCACGGCGGAGUGGACCUUUAGCCUCUGCAGGUCCUUCGCACUCUCCCCGUAAGAAGAAAAGGUUCCGCCCCGGCACCCGAGCUCUGAUGGAGAUCCGGAAGUACCAGAAGAGCACCGACUUGCUUCUGCGGAAGGGACCGUUUGCACGCCUGGUUCGGGAGGUGUGCCAGACAUUUAGCAGGGACUACAUGAGAUGGCAGGUGUAUGCCCUACUGGCCUUGCAGGAAGCUGCGGAGGCUUUCCUUGUGUUAUUGUUUUCUGAUGCUUACCUCUGUACCAUCCACGCCAAGCGUGUAACGCUGUUCCCACGAGACAUUCAACUUGCACGACGAAUUCGAGGAGCAGAUCAUCUCUGAGAACAUCAAGCUAUUAUAUUAUAUAUCCUGUGGUGUGGUGAUCCCAGGUGCGUCUUUUGGCUCUUUUCCUUAAUUGGUCUCUUGGGAUCGCUUUCUGCUGCCUCAUGCCCCGAGAUAUUCCCGCCUUCC
Messenger RNA from Esox lucius (northern pike), 1288 nucleotides. It is a transcript of the gene cenpa, whose product is annotated as centromere protein A. The record is from RefSeq and is a predicted model, not a curated record. Gene Ontology annotation, cellular component: nucleosome. Lineage: Eukaryota; Metazoa; Chordata; Actinopteri; Esociformes; Esocidae. The transcript is spliced from 6 exons. Bases 710 to 1159 code for a protein of 149 amino acids. Gene Ontology annotation, molecular function: DNA binding; protein heterodimerization activity; structural constituent of chromatin.